AUGGUGAAGGCUGUGGCAGUUCUUAGUAACAGUAACGAAGUCUCGGGUACUAUUAACUUCAGUCAGGAAGGAAAUGGUCCAACCACUGUAACUGGAACUCUGGCUGGUCUUAAGCCUGGCCUCCAUGGUUUCCAUAUCCAUGCCUUGGGAGACACCACAAACGGUUGCAUUUCAACUGGACCACAUUUCAAUCCUAAUGGGAAGGAACAUGGUGCCCCUGAGGAUGAGACUAGACAUGCUGGUGAUUUAGGAAACAUCAAUGUUGGUGAUGAUGGAACUGUAAGCUUCACCAUUACUGACAACCAGAUCCCUCUUACUGGAUCAAACUCCAUCAUUGGAAGGGCUGUUGUUGUCCACGCCGAUCCUGAUGAUCUUGGGAAAGGUGGUCACGAGCUUAGCAAAACUACUGGAAAUGCUGGUGGCAGAGUAGCUUGUGGUAUUAUUGGGUUGCAAGGAUAG
Messenger RNA from Lathyrus sativus (Indian pea), 459 nucleotides. The record is from the annotation of a GenBank genome assembly. Lineage: Eukaryota; Viridiplantae; Streptophyta; Magnoliopsida; Fabales; Fabaceae.